AGCAGCAAAGACGGGACCGUUCGACUCGUUGCGAUCGAAAGUCGACUAAGUGUGUGGAAACAUUGUUACUCUCGCUUAUCAUUCUGUGAAAAUCGCGCAAGCUUUUGGAGUUCCGAUCUUGGCUUGCGGACUGGCAACUUGAUGCCUGCAGGGAGCUCUGCUCGGUGAUCUGCCUUGCCUUGAAGUUGAGCCAACCUCCGAAAGCUCUGAAUAUGAGUAGAGAUCCGUUAGCGCUUCCCGAUCGAUGGCUUCACUGCCCAAAAAUUGGUUCUAUCGUCGAGGACAUCUUCGUUCCUUUCAAAACGCCGCUUGACGAACGCUUCGGCGUCAAUAUCCCGAGUGACGGGCUCCGCUGGGAACCGAAAGACGUUUUUAGCUUCAGCAAGCUGCGUAAGCUCGAGAUCGGCGCUGUUGUCGAUCUCACCAAUUCGGCGAGGUACUACAAGCCGGAUUCUUUCGCACGAAACAAUAUCCACGUGGAGAAAAUCGCUUGCCGGGGUCACGAUGAGAGCCCCGACGAGGAGGCCACCGCCAGGUUCAUCGACUUUUGCUCGAAGUUCCGAGCGUCGAACCCCCACAGGAGGAUCGGGGUUCAUUGCACACACGGUUUCAACCGCACAGGCUUCCUUAUAUGCGCCUACCUAGUCGAACACGAGAAUUGGGACGUGAGGGCGGCCGUGGCUGUCUUCGCAAAAGCUCGAAAACCCGGAAUUUACAAACAGGACUACAUGGAUGACCUUAUCAAACGAUAUGGGGAUCCCGACGAGGAAGAGGAGCCGAUCGAGGCCCCGCCUCGCCCUCUGUGGGAAGCCGGCAACGAUGGUGCCGUCACAUCCGCGUCCAAAGCCUUCAUGGAGGGUAUUCCCGGCGUGAGCUUUCUCGAUGACGAUUCGAAAACGAGUCAAGUGCAAGACUUGACGGCAAAGCUCUGUGGAUACAAACGUCAGGGUUUCCCCGGCAGUCAGCCCGUCUCGUUGAGUCGCUCAAAUAUGUGUAAACUAGCAGAGGCAGAAUACAGGGUGAGCUGGAAGGCGGACGGGACCCGCUAUCUCAUGCUUAUCGAUGGCCCGGACGAUAUAUAUUUUUUGGACCGGGACAACGCUGUAUUCAAGGUCAACGGGCUGAGAUUCCCGCAGCGGAAAGACAUAGAGAGUCAUUUGUACAAAACCGUCUUGGACGGAGAGAUGGUUCUGGAUCUGGACGGCGACAGGAAAGUUCCUCGCUACCUCAUCUAUGACAUCGUGCACAUCGGAAAGGAUGCAGUUGGCCAAAUGCCGUUCGACAUACGCAUGAACUGCAUUUUCAAGGAGAUCAUCGAGCCGCGUCGGGAGGCCGCUCUCAGAGGCGUCAUAAACAUGGCGGAGGAGCCGUUCGCUCUGCGCAAGAAAGAAUUCUAUGAAAUUGAAAUGACAGAGAAAAUUCUCGCUGAAAAAUUCCAGUCGCAGGUUUCGCACGAAAUCGACGGCGUCAUAUUCCAACCAGUGAAGCUGCCGUAUAUUUCCGGUCGCUGCGCGGAAAUACUCAAAUGGAAACCACCGCAUCUGAAUUCGAUAGAUUUCAAAUUGAAAAUCGAAAAGCAGGGCUGCUCCGAAGGCAUGCUACCCAAGACGAUCGGUGCUUUGUAUGUAGCAAACCACGGAGGUCCGUUGUCCUACCUCGAGAAGGUCACGCCCGAAGCCAGAGCUCUAGAUGGGAAAAUUGUCGAAUGCAAAUUCAAGGGGAAGGGUUGGGUGAUCAUGCGGGAACGAACCGACAAAUCUUUCCCGAACGGCUACAAGACAGCUGUGGGCGUCUGGGAUUCAAUCAAAUACCCCAUCAACCAGGCGGAUCUUCUGCAAUUCAUUCGCAUGAGGGCGAGGGGAUCGAAACGGAAAGCCGACGGGGACUUCCGGGCCCCGCCACCAGUCAAACAGAAACCUUGAGCAGAGCCAUGGUGUCAAAGACCGCAAAUCGCUAAUUAAUUGUAAAUCUCUGUAUCUGAAACGAUGUUGUUUUCUAAAAAUAAAGUGAUGUUGUAGCU
Galendromus occidentalis (western predatory mite) is the source of this 2020-nucleotide messenger RNA. RefSeq names its product RNA guanylyltransferase and 5'-phosphatase mRNA capping enzyme (gene mRNA-cap). NCBI's taxonomy places the organism in Eukaryota, Metazoa, Arthropoda, Arachnida, Mesostigmata, Phytoseiidae. Gene Ontology annotation, biological process: protein dephosphorylation; 7-methylguanosine mRNA capping. The record is from RefSeq and is a predicted model, not a curated record. The coding region runs from base 213 to 1922 and encodes 569 amino acids. The transcript has 2 exons. Gene Ontology annotation, molecular function: mRNA 5'-triphosphate monophosphatase activity; mRNA guanylyltransferase activity; ATP binding.